Molecule: messenger RNA, 868 nt
Organism: Melitaea cinxia (Glanville fritillary)
Lineage: Eukaryota; Metazoa; Arthropoda; Insecta; Lepidoptera; Nymphalidae
Product: 3-oxoacyl-[acyl-carrier-protein] reductase FabG-like
Exons: 1
Coding region: 68-823 (251 amino acids)
Source: RefSeq, a predicted model, not a curated record
CAGAAAAUAAAACAGGCUGCAUUGGAUUAGCAGACAAUAGUCUUGUUUACCCUAGUGCAGAUACAAGAUGUUGUUGGAUUUGAAGAACAAAGUUGUUAUAAUAACCGGAGCGAGCUCCGGCAUCGGGGCCGCCGCGGCGAAGUUGUUCAGCGGCGAGGGAGCUCGCGUCGUGAUGGUCGGACGCAACGAGAAGAAGCUCUCUGCCGUGGCCGCGCGCUGCGCCUCGCCGCUCGUGAUCCUCGCGGACGUCUCUAAGGACGAUGAUGCGAGACGAAUUAUUAGCGAAACCGUCAAGAAGUUUGGACAAAUCGACGUCUUGGUUAAUAACGCUGGGCUAUCGGUAGACAACGGUGGACUACUUGGCAAUGACAUGAUGCAAGCUUAUGACGCAGUCAUGAGAGUCAACCUCCGUGCUGUCGUUUUUUUAACGACCUUAGCUGCACCACACCUAAUUAUGACUAAGGGUAACAUUGUAAACAUAUCAAGUAUUGCCGGAAAGAUGGCAAUAAGCUCGCCAGAUAUGAUUAAUUACUAUGUAUCAAAGGCAGCGUUGGAUCAUUUCACUGUUUGUUCCGCUGCGGAACUGGGUCCGCACGGUGUAAGAGUGAACGGAGUGAACCCUGGGCCGGUUAGGACCGAUUUCCUCGACAAUGCUAAAAUGUCUAUCACUUGGGACGACGUACUUCCGAAGACUCUCCUCAACAGAGUGUCGGAAGCUGAAGAAAUAGCAGACCUCAUUAUGUUCCUCGCGAGCGACAGGGCGAAGGGUAUCACCGGAGCUCAUUAUGUGACCGACAACGGUAUGCUCGUCAAACGGUUUUAAUAAGAUUAUUUUGUUUUGAUUUAAUAAAAUGAUUUUUUUUAUCAA